ACGGAGAUCACAUGUGGUUGUUUUUUUAUGUUGGGAGCAAAAUAUUAUGCAAACAUGUUUGUUUUAUUCACCUGGUCAUGUUAUUAGCGCUGUUCACGCCUUCAUAGAUCAUCCGGAAAAUGACUCAGUGUGUCGCGUUGGUGACAGGAUCCAACAAGGGCAUUGGUUUUGCUAUUGUGCGUGCUCUGUGCAAACAGCUGGACAAUGGAAUAGUCUACCUGACUGCCAGGAAUGAGGAGAGAGGACGAGAGGCUGUGGCCAGACUCAGUCAGGAGGGACUCCAGCCUAAGUUUCACCAGUUGGACGUGACUGAUGGAGCCAGCGUGAGGAAGCUGCAGGGUUACCUUAAGGAGACACACGGGGGAUUGGACAUACUGGUCAACAAUGCAGGAAUUGCCUUCAAGACAGAUACAACUGAGCCAUUUGCUGUUCAGGCAUCAGUUACCGUAGCAACCAAUUUUACCGCACUAUUGGAUGUCAGCAGGGCACUUAUUCCACUUGUUCGUUCCCAUGGCAGAAUUGUCAAUAUGGUCAGCAGGGCAGCGGAGUGGGCAUACAACAAACUAAGCCCGGAGAUCCAAGGUCGUUUCAAAGCAGUCAAGUCAGAGCAAGAUGUCGAGCAGCUCAUGAGAGAAUUUGUGGAGUGUGCCAAUGCGGGUGAUCCUUUAACUAAAGGUUGGCCCGACUCUGCCUAUGGAACAUCCAAGUUUGGGGUCAUCGCACUAACCAGGGUCCAAGCUGCUGACAUAGCUAAAGAAAAGACAAAAGAAGAUGUUCUCCUGACUUGUUGCACCCCAGGCUAUGUUGGUACAGAUAUGACAAGUUACAAGGGACCUUUGACGAUAGACGAAGGAGCAGUCACACCCGUCUACUUGGCCUUGUUGCCACCAAGCUCUGAGGAACUCAACGGCAAGAUGUUCGGCGAUGAGAAGUUGUAUGAUGAGUUCUGGUAAAGUGUGGGAGCCAGACAGACUGUUGUAGUUGAGGAAAUCUAAAUGGAUGUCAAAAACGAUUUCUCAAAAAUGGCAACCCCCCUAACCCCUCCUGGGUAUUUUGGCUAGAAACCCUGCUAAACGCAACAUGUAACACUUCUGAAAAUGACAAGCCAGCCCAGUUUAGCAAGAUCCAGCAGGUGAAAAGUCUCAAGGCCAAAAUGUCUCAUCAGAGUCUGUGGUCACCGAAUGCAGCAGGAUACAACUUUAGCAUUGUUCAAUGGGAUUAGCUCUCAUUGUUUCAGAAGUGGCCGUUUAGGCACUUGUGUUGAUAGCUGAAUGCAUCAAAGUGCACCAGACUUUACACCUUAUGCACUGUGUUGCUAAUGGCAGGGUUAAAAAACUGUUGCGAAGUAUCUUUAGGGACACGAAAAAAACACCUAAUCAAUAAAUUUUUGCAAAGUGUCUGCCUUAGGGACACAAAGGUAAACAUUCUCUUUAUUCCUGUUAGUUUUCUUGACAAAGCAGUGUCUAAGGUUUGGGUAUUAACUUUUCAAGGAUAUGGAAAUAUAUAAUUGGUAUGAACCGUCUAUAAAUAUUUUUUUAGCAGAAAAUAUUUUUUUUUAUCAGAAUGAUGUAACAACAGAUUAUAAUCUGAAACAGUGUUUUUACAUUGUUUAAGUGUGCAUCUUUAGUGGUGUGUUGGAUGACCCAAAAAUUGGGAAAAUUAAGGAAUUGUGUGAAAGGAAAAAGCUGUGAUCAAAUUUUUAGCGAUUUUUUUCAACUGUGAUCACGCCCAGGUAAAGAUCAGGAAAGAGUGUUUCAUAAGGAGAAUUCUUGUACAAUGACCCGGGAAUUUACAAUCAUGCUCAGGAACUAUAUAGAAAAUAUUCUUCUGUCGUUAGAAUGUAUGAGAUCGAAGAACUCAUUAUGCUAUCUAACCAGUUUUAAUUAUAAAUUUACUGUCUUAUUACGAUAGAUACAUGAACAAAGUAUAAAAAGCAGCAUUUGCUUUUAAAGCAAAAUGGAACUAAAAA
Patiria miniata (bat star) is the source of this 1969-nucleotide messenger RNA. Its product is annotated as carbonyl reductase [NADPH] 1-like. The transcript has 6 exons. NCBI's taxonomy places the organism in Eukaryota, Metazoa, Echinodermata, Asteroidea, Valvatida, Asterinidae. The record is from RefSeq and is a predicted model, not a curated record. Gene Ontology annotation, molecular function: carbonyl reductase (NADPH) activity. Bases 120 to 953 code for a protein of 277 amino acids.